Danaus plexippus (monarch butterfly) is the source of this 1306-nucleotide messenger RNA. RefSeq lists its product as uncharacterized. NCBI's taxonomy places the organism in Eukaryota, Metazoa, Arthropoda, Insecta, Lepidoptera, Nymphalidae. Gene Ontology annotation, molecular function: odorant binding; olfactory receptor activity. Gene Ontology annotation, biological process: detection of chemical stimulus involved in sensory perception of smell; sensory perception of smell. The record is from RefSeq and is a predicted model, not a curated record. Gene Ontology annotation, cellular component: plasma membrane.
UAAGAGAUGUUAAAAUUAUAUGAAACAAAGGAAAAUCGGAGUGUAAAAAAUGCAACUGCUCGUGAGUUUCAUAAAGCUUUCUUCAUAAUUCUUAAAAUAUUCCAAGUUUUGGAUGAACCUAUACCAAAAUGGACGUAUUUUGUCAAAAUCAUAAUGAUAUUCUGUGCUUUGAUAGCAACUGGCAUUCUAUCUCUUGCCAUCUACCACGGAAUAGAGAUAUUUGAUCUCCCCUUCAUUACAGAAGCGGGAGUAUAUUUUCUUAUUAUGUCAUAUAAACUUCUUAUACUUUCUUGUACGAGACUAAACGUGAUAAAUUAUUAUGCUUUGCACAGCAUUAUGGAAGAAGAUUUUAAGUACAUUUACGGUAAAGGUUCUAAAUACAGAACAAAGUUUCUCCGCAACCAAAUCUUAAAAAAAAUCUUUAAGUUUGCAAUAGUUUUCACCGGUGCUAUUGGCUCAGGAAUGCUAAUCUUCGCUGUUUGCUCGCUCGCAUUUCAUUCCAUUACUAACAAUUCUGGAGAUAGAAAGAGACCUCUGCUUUUCCCUUUCUGGAUAUUCGAAAUUGAUUUUGGAUUGACUCCAACUUAUGAAAUAGCAUUCAUGUUCUCGAAUAUUUGCAUUUGUGCUUAUGUGUUAAAUUAUGUUUUUAUGAUAGGUACACAGAUAAUGUGGAUUAGAGAAAUAGCGUUGAAAGCAGACAUAGUCAUUUGGAGCAUUGAAGAUCUCAUGGAAGGAAUCACACAUACGAGAGAUACUCAAAUGGAGAUGUAUUUUGCAAAUUUAUUAAAACUUAGAAUGAAAGACAUCAUUCAACAACAUUAUUCUAUGAUUUCCCUAUUGGAGCAUUAUGCCCAAGUAUAUAAAAAACUCCUUCUGUUUGAACAAAAAAUCAGCGCCCCUGUUGUGUGUCUGAGUGCAUAUGCAGCUACCGAGAAGUGGGAUGCAGGUGAAUUCAAUGCCAUUCUAAUACUUCUUUGCGUUGGAGCUAUUACUUUGAUAUUUAUUCCCUGUUAUUUGUGCACUUUUCUCUGCGUUAAGAUUAAUUCAAUUUGCUAUGCCUGCUGGAAUAUCCCAUUCUGGAAUGCUGGUCCCGUUAUUAGACCCUACCUAUUGCUCAUCAUGCAGAGGUCGCUGCAGCCACUGCCAAUAAAAUCUCCCGGCUUUGAAGAAGUCUCUUUGCAGACAUUUUCUAAUAAAAUGGCUUCAGCGUAUUCUUUCUUCAAUAUGCUGCGACAAGCAAAUAUUUAAGGAGUAGUUUAAAACACAUUACUUGUUUUACUACGCAAAAUGUUCUGAAAUAAUAUAG